AUGUCAGACGUUGCCCCUCCAAACGACCAUGUCAAUUACCCGGGAGACCAGCCAUGGCAUGUGCCGUUCCCAUCUCCACCUGGGACUCCACAUAACGACCCCACUUCAUCUAGAAGUAAGGUUGACAACAAUGAUCAGCUAGACAAAAUAUUUGAAGUCAAGCAUCACCUCCAGUAUUUGUCUAGGGCUACGGAUUGGUGGGAAACGAAAUGUGAUAUUCAUGGCCAGGUGAUGGGAAACUUGACGAACAAGUUGAACAAAGCCUACACUGGAGAAGUGAAGCAAACAAUGAAAGCAAAAAGUUGA
Prunus armeniaca (apricot) is the source of this 306-nucleotide messenger RNA. The record is from the annotation of a GenBank genome assembly. Lineage: Eukaryota; Viridiplantae; Streptophyta; Magnoliopsida; Rosales; Rosaceae.